UCAUAGUCGUCAUAGAAAGUUCAAUGUUGUAACGAGUCAUCGGUGGUAACUGUCAAUGGUGGGGGAAAUUCCUGGAGUGUCCUCGAUGGAUUUGAUAGUGUCACGCAAUUUCGCCAUCGUCGAGUGUGGAUGUAGACCCCUCGUUUUCGCUCAGGUGUGCCGGUAACACGGUAGCCAGGAUUGGAAAACCAGGGGUACAGGGAGCCCUCGUUUUUCUAGCUUUGCCUCGUUCACAACCUCACGAUGAGACGAUCAGUUUCAAGUGUCUAUCGAAGGAUUCAACAAAGUGAGAGUGGUUGAAAUAGGGGUGUCAGCAGCUGGACUUUUGAGAACUGAAAUGAAGCACGAAGAACAACGAGAUGAUGAGACCAAGAUGAAGAGCGAAGAACCACCACAACCGUCGCCACCACUACCAUUAUUAUCAUCAUCAUCGUCCUCGCCGCAACCACCAACGAGAGCGCAGCCAUCAAACUUGGAAGCAAUCACGGUCUGGCCAAGAGAUUUCACUCUGCUCAAGGCUCACUCCAAACAGAUUGCGUCCAAGUGGUGGAAGGCUCGAAAGUGUGGUUCAUGCUCAUGGAGGUGGUGUAAUAAGUCAACCAAAGAAUCUAUUUGGGGUGAACAACAAAAUGACCGUGACAUGAAGUUCCAAAACCAACGAAAGAUGAUCAAGUACGCCUGGCUAUUGGUCGUGUUCUUCUUGCUCCUGAUCGUGUUGAAGGAAUACUUUGUGCUCCAGCCCCUUCCAAGCCAUGGAUCAUCCAAUUUUCAGGAUGGAAAGAGAACCAUUAUUGUCAUCGAGGAGCCUUCCACCAACAAGUUCCAAGGGGAUCAAGUGGAUUACUCUCUCUAUCCGAAAGCCAGAGUGGCUGCUUUGGUCAAAGAGGAGUCUGAGGAAGUCCAACCAUCCCAGAGUGACUCGAUUUCAGUGGACAAUGUGCCCGUUCCCUCGGAUUACCGCUAUGAUCCAGCCGAAGCCUUCGAAAGGAGACGGAACAUAAUGAACUACGUUUGCGAUCAAUACAGCGACCCUCUUCAACCGGAAUUCAUCGUGGUCCAAAAUUUUACUCAUCUGGAGGACCGACGGAGUUUCCUUUUGAAUCAUGGACUGAGCUAUUGCUUGAACGAUUUUAGUGCCUCGGAUCUCUUGGGAAGCUUGUUCCUUCAGAUUGUAGAGGAAAAGGCCGAUUCCGAGACGAAUACUAUGGAUCCAUGCUCGAAACAAGAAUUUGAUGAGGCUGUGGGCAACAACUAUGUGUCCAAUAAGAAAAAUGGCUACUCCGAUUCGACUUGGAGUACUCCAUGUAAUUUACUUUACGCCAUGGACCAACUUCCGUUCAAGGUCGUGGCCGUUCAGCACCCUUUAGAGAAGCUAGUGUUUGUCUUCAAUGACAUUGUCAAGAAACAAGGAGAGACUUUCGAGGAGUUAACCCGUCAGAUUCAGGAUCGAUAUGGACUUGAACUCACCUUCAAGACGUUCAUGGUUUACUUAAUCAAGGGCAGUCUGGACUUUGGCGAUGCUGUCGUGUAUCCCGAGGAGUUCAUGCCAUACUGGAGUGUUUGUAAUACGUGCGCCCAUCCUUAUCGACCCAGUAUCAUUUUGAAGUAUGAACACUUGGGUAAUGAUCUUUUGGAAAUGUUUCGGAUCCUGGGUUUCAGCGAGUAUGUGAAGGACAUGCCCAAUGGUCUCAGCACAACGAACACUGAAGAAGUCUCCGAUGAGGCCAUGAAAUACUACAAACAGUUGCCAAAGAGCCUUAUUUCCGACAUCUAUCAACUCUACCGUGCAGAUCAUGAGAUCUUUGGCUACGAUCCCAGGCCUUAUGUGGAUCUGGGAUAUGAAUAGGUCCUGCCAUUGACAGUCUUUCAAGCCUCAAUUGAAGGACAACAUUUCAAAUCAUCUGACGGUUUGGGAGACGCCAAAUAUAUACGCCUCUAAUCAGAAAUGCACUUCUUUUCACCACCGAGAUUCGCCUUGAGAGGCGUUCGUUAACUAAGCUUUUGAUUUAAGUGAUCAUUUUGAUGUGGAACAAAUGUCAAGCUGAAACAAGGUCUUUCAUUGCGACAUUGGAAAACCCACGAGAAGUAAAAGAAAAUCGCGAAGUUGUUAGUAACUUCAUAUUCAGCGACCUUGAAGCAAUUUCAUAAUGAGCUUUAACCAAUAAUCUGGACAAUUGAAAUAUAUUCUAUAAGUGCGAAAUUGCUUGACCUUUUUAUCGCUUUGACAAUGGUCACCAGAAUGUCUGAAUCAGUCAAUUUCCAACCUGAGGUGUGAGUCUGAUUGUCCUAUAUCAAACUUAUGCAAAUAAACAUAA
Molecule: messenger RNA, 2315 nt
Organism: Tigriopus californicus
Lineage: Eukaryota; Metazoa; Arthropoda; Copepoda; Harpacticoida; Harpacticidae
Exons: 1
Coding region: 338-1846 (502 amino acids)
Biological process (GO): carbohydrate biosynthetic process
Cellular component (GO): membrane
Molecular function (GO): sulfotransferase activity
Source: RefSeq, a predicted model, not a curated record